Molecule: messenger RNA, 3414 nt
Organism: Podospora anserina S mat+
Lineage: Eukaryota; Fungi; Ascomycota; Sordariomycetes; Sordariales; Podosporaceae
Exons: 4
Coding region: 1-3414 (1137 amino acids)
Molecular function (GO): RNA binding
Source: RefSeq, a predicted model, not a curated record
AUGUCGACUUCAAGACCAGCCGAGCAUCUGACCAUUGGCUACCCGCCACAGACCGUGUCCGCUCAGAACCGCUCCAACUCCCCAACAAGCACCUCCCCCAACGACCCCCAGUCCGCCGGCAGCACCCUGAGGUCUCCAUAUGGUCUUUCUCCAGGUCUGACGCCCACCUCCAAGAUGCCGGGUGCUUCGCGCUCUGGUGCCGGUUCUCCGAAUCACGAGAUGGCGGCGUCUGGCCGUUUGUUCUCCAAGCGGGCCCGAGAAAUCCAAGCUCAAGAAGGCAUCCCGGGAAUCCCGGUGAAUCCCUGGGGCGGACCUCCGACUAGCGGCAACUCGACUCCUCUUCGUGAAAACAUCCCCGAGUCGCCGACCGAUGGCUUCCCCGACUUCGCACAGCUACCCACACCACAGGAGCUUCCCUCAACACGCCGUGCUCGUGCCGGCACCGUUCCGUCUCGCUUCUCCCCGGGUGGGGCCGGCAAUGGAUUGCUUGCCAUCCCGUCUCUGGCUUCCAAGACGUCUCGUCCAAGCCCCUCUCAGACGCCGUUCAAGUCUCCAUCACCGGGCAUCGAGUCAUCCGGCAACGAUAUUUCCAAUGCUUCAGCACUUCUCUCGAGGCUGAGGGCUGGCUCCAUGCCACAAAGAAGCCCGUUCGCCCACGUGCCUGGCACCAGCUCUCCGUUUGGUCCUUCUAUCUUCAGCAGCUGGAACCCCACCGGGACAGGGCGCGACAGAGGCAACACACUGGCCAGCAUUGCCAGUGUUCCUUCCAACGGGCCUAGUUCUCCCGCGCAGUCUCACUUUUCCCGAGAGGGCAAUGCUGAGAGUGAUGUUCAUAUGAGAACGCUGGACUACCUUGGUCUUGCGGAAACACCUCAGCCCGCACGAGCUCAGAUUGCUACUCCGACAUAUGUCCCCAACUAUGCCGAUUUCUCCAAGGCCGCCAACCGUUUCCGGUCUUACUCGGUGAACAACAAGGACAGGUAUGCGGACGAAGAUGAGGAUGAUUAUGACGACCCGGUCAUGAUGAUGGAGAACCAGUAUUUGCAGAUUCAGGAUCAGCUCGCUGCCACCAAUGCUGCCAUCCAGCAGCACAACCUGGCCUGCUGGAUACUCCGGCAUCCCGCGUUCUUCGCAACUACUACCCCACUCCCUCCAGGCUUGAUGAACUCCAUCACGGCCUCUGACAUCCGUGUUUCUGGUGACAAGGAAUACGAUGAUCUUCCGCAAGCCGUUGCUGGGUUGUCGCUUGGUAGGUCCAACAGUCGCAACAAUGGCCUCUUGAGCGCCGAAGAACAGGGGCUGGAAGGUCCAACUAGUGCUUUGGUCUUGACUCACAAGAACUGCGGCUUUGUGAACUUUGAACGGGUCGACAGUGCCAUCUCCGCCAAGAACACAAUGAAUGGAAAGGAGAUCUUCCCUGGUGCCGGGCCCAUUCGCAUCAACUUUGCGAAGCCCCCCUCCGCUUCCAACACGCCAGGACAUGACGGAGCCAUGCCCUCGCCCAGCCCUGAUCCGUUUUCCAAGGGCCAGGACAACUCUCAGGGUAUGGGCACCGGUGCUCCCGGCGACUCUUCUCCCGCUGCGCUUGUGGGCACUGCGACGCCGACCGUGCCCCCUCUUGCUGAGAUGACCGGUGAUAUUCUCAGUAUUGUUGUCCAGUUUGGGGCGACUGAGGAAGACAAGUACAACAUCUCGGCUAGCCUCCAGCGGGCGAUCCAGUACGGCGAGUUCGUUGACGAAAUCCCUCCCAUCAAGGAACCUGCGCACACCAGAAUCCACGAUGCGCCCAAGCUCCGGGAUAUCCGCAAAAGGAUUGACAACCAGGCCUUGUCCCAGGCCGAGAUCGAGAGCAUUGCCGUUGACAUGCUUCCCGAGAUUGCCGAGCUUUCUUCGGAUUACCUUGGCAACACGGUCGUCCAGAAGCUCUUUGAGCACUGCUCUGAUGAUGUUCGCGAUCAGAUGCUGGCCGAGAUCGCGCCGCACAUGGCCGAGAUUGGCGUCCACAAGAACGGAACCUGGGCUGCGCAGAAGAUUAUCGAAGUGUGUAAGACACCGCACCAGAUGAACCUCAUUGUGCAGCACUUGCGCCCUUACACGAUCCCUCUGUUCUUGGAUCAGUACGGCAACUACGUUCUCCAGGGCUGCCUGAAGUUUGGAAGUCCCCACAACGACUUCAUCUUUGAGACCAUGCUGAGCAGAAUGUGGGAGGCGGCGCAGGGACGAUAUGGAGCUCGCGCCAUGCGGGCUUGUCUAGAGAGCCACCAUGCCACCAAGGACCAGCAGAGGCUGCUUGCUGCCGCCAUUGCUCUCCACAGUGUCAAGCUUGCGACCAAUGCCAACGGUGCGCUGCUCUUGACCUGGUUCCUGGACACCUGCACCUUCCCACAGAGACGCACAGUUCUCUCGCCCCAGCUUGUGCCCUACUUGGUCAAUCUGUGCACCCACAAGGUUGCUUACCUGACGGUCCUCAAGGUUAUCAACCAGAAGGCCGAGGGAGACGCCAGAGACACCGUUCUCAAGGCGCUCUUCUUCACCCCCAAUGAUCAGGUUUUGGAGGCGAUCCUGAGCGACCACGCCUGCGGAGCCACCUUGAUUUUCAAGGUGCUCACCACGCCCUUCUUUGACGAGACAAUCCGCAGCCAGGUAGUCGAGACGGUCAAGAAUGUGUUGAUUCGCAUCAAGGCCCAGCCGGGACAGGGUUACAAGCGGCUGAUGGAUGAAGUUGGACUGUCCACCCGCAGCGGUGGAGGCGGUGGAAACAGCGCCUCUCGCGAUCACAGCAAUGACAACAGGCAACGACCAGGCUCGAGACAGACCCCCGGCAACGCUCAGCACCACCAGCAACCGCAGCAGGCUCAACAAGCUCAGCAGCAGCAGCAGCAAGGUGGACAGUACAACGGCAAUGCCGCUCCUCAGUACUACAACCAUCUCAAUGCCCCUGCUGGCGUUCCUGGUUACGACAUGGCAUAUGGAGUUCCCCGUGGCGAGGGGGUUGAUGCCGGCUUGACCCAGCAGUUCCCAACCUUCCAGCAGGGAGCCAUGUACAAUGCACCAAACACGCCCAUGGCACCCGCCUCCAUCCAGCAGAUGCAGUACCAGCAGGCCAUGAUGCGGGGAGGGCCGCCCAUGAGCAACUACUACUCUGCCGCAGUCCCUGCUGGCUUCAACGGGUAUCCGGACCAGUACCGUAACAUCGGUAGCCCGAUCCAGCCCCCGAGCGCUCAGCUGUCGAACGUCCCCGGACAGGCGCCAUUCCCUCCGGCCCCCGGAUUCGGCAUGAACAUGAGUUAUGGCUAUGGUGGCCAGGGACAGAUGCCACCCAACAUGGGAUACAUGCCGCAGCAGGAGCAAGGCAACAACAGCCGACGUGGACGUGUAGGUCGCAGCCCACAACCUGACAGACGCCGUCAGUGA